Messenger RNA from Sycon ciliatum, 850 nucleotides. RefSeq lists its product as uncharacterized. The record is from RefSeq and is a predicted model, not a curated record. NCBI's taxonomy places the organism in Eukaryota, Metazoa, Porifera, Calcarea, Leucosolenida, Sycettidae. Bases 149 to 850 code for a protein of 233 amino acids. The transcript has 4 exons.
UCUACAUGACAACCACUUCACAUGGAUAAAAAACUUCAGUCGUGCAUGUGAGAAUAAGAACAAGCGGGCAACACACUACUGCUUGCGAUGCCUCUCCGCACACAAAACAGCAGACUCCCUGCAGCAUCACAGCGAGAGAUGUCAGGUGAUGAAGCCCGUGCCAGUCGUCAUGCCCACAGCAAAGGACAGCAUCCUCAAAUAUACAAAUUUGAAGCACAGGAUGGUGGCUCCAUAUAUCAUUUACGCUGAUACGGAGGCCAUCAUUGAGCCGAUGGAGGAACAGCAUGGCAGCAGCACUGUACGCACAGCACGUCACGUGCCAUGCAGCAUCAGAUAUGCUGCCAUCCGAUCCAACGGUGAAGUCCGGGGCGAGUUUGACGACUGCAGUGAGAAUGCCAUUCACAACUUUUUCGACAGUCUCAAAGAGUUGGAAGGCAGUAUCCAGGAGGAUUUGGCUGAUAUCAAGCCAAUCCGCAUGACAGCAGAACUGGAGCUUGAGUUUCAGAACGCAGUCAACUGCUGGAUAUGUGACGAAGUACUUGGAGAAGAUCGUGUUCGUGAUCAUGAUCAUCUCACUGGCGACUAUCGUGGUGCUGCACACUACCAGUGUAAUAUUCAGCUGAGUAUCUACCCAGAUCGCCAGAUCAUUCCGGUUGUGUUUCACAACCGGAAAGGGUAUGAUGCCCACCACCUCAUCGCCCACAUUGGUAUGACCGAGGUUGAAGAGGUGGAGUACGAGGAUUCUAACCAGCCAUUUGAGUCUAGUUUGACUGGAGAAGGUAUCAGUGAUGCCGACUAUGCCCAUGCUCAGAACGUAUGGCAGGUAAGCAGCUUGUGCCUUCUGUAUUGA